This is a messenger RNA of Pleuronectes platessa (European plaice), 3537 nucleotides long. It is a transcript of the gene zdhhc2, whose product is annotated as zinc finger DHHC-type palmitoyltransferase 2. NCBI's taxonomy places the organism in Eukaryota, Metazoa, Chordata, Actinopteri, Pleuronectiformes, Pleuronectidae. Gene Ontology annotation, cellular component: Golgi apparatus; endoplasmic reticulum. The transcript is spliced from 13 exons. The record is from RefSeq and is a predicted model, not a curated record. Gene Ontology annotation, molecular function: protein-cysteine S-palmitoyltransferase activity. Bases 190 to 1293 code for a protein of 367 amino acids. Gene Ontology annotation, biological process: peptidyl-L-cysteine S-palmitoylation; protein targeting to membrane.
GGUGGGAUGUUGCGUCUGAGCUGCCGAUUAUACUGAUCAGAGCCGGAGCUACGGUGCAGUGACAGUCCACAGGAAGACACACACACUCACACUCACACACACUCUGACACACACGCACACACACACUGAGCGCAAGCAGGGAGAGGAGGAACACGCGGAUGCGCACUAGAAAUGAUCCGCUCCUAGACUAUGGCACCGUCGGGCUCGCGUAGUAUCAAGCGGGGCUGUCAGAGAGUUUUGUACUGGAUCCCGGUCCUCUUCAUCGCCCUCAUAGUGGCCUGGUCAUACUACGCGUAUGUCCUGCAGCUGUGCAUAGAAUCCAUUGAAGACACAGGAAAAAAGGUGGUGUUCUUGCUGGUGUACCAUGCCAUCUUCAUCAUGUUUGUGUGGGCAUACUGGCAGACCAUCUUCACCAGUCCCAUGAACCCCCUGAAGGAGUUCCACCUGUCCUUCUCUGACAAGGAGCUGCUGGAGCGUGAAGAUCGUGGAGAGUCCCAGCAGGAGAUCCUGAGGAGGAUAGCCAAGGAUCUGCCCAUCUACACCCGCACCAACUCCGGAGCAAUCCGUUUCUGUGACCGCUGCCAGCUGCUGAAGCCUGAUCGAUGUCACCAUUGUUCAGUGUGUGAUAAAUGCAUCCUGAGGAUGGAUCACCACUGCCCCUGGGUGAACAACUGUGUGGGAUUCUCCAACUACAAGUACUUCAUGCUGUUCUUGGCGUAUUCGCUGCUCUACUGCCUUUUUAUUACUGCUACAGAUCUUCAAUACUUCAUUAAAUUUUGGAUGAACGGCCUCCCAGACACUCAGGCCAAGUUCCACAUCCUCUUCCUCUUCUUCUCGGCCUCCAUGUUCUCGGUCAGCCUCGCCUCUCUUUUCAUCUACCACUGCUGGCUCGUGUGCAGGAACAGAUCCACACUUGAAGCUGUACGGGCACCGGUGUUUCGUCACGGCAUAGACAAGAACGGUUUCAGUCUGGGCUGCAGUAAGAACUUCCGCCAGGUCUUUGGUGAUGAAGCUAAGUACUGGCCUAUUCCCAUUUUCUCCAGUCUAGGAGACGGCUGCUCGUUCCCGUCCUGUCUGGUGAAUGUGGACCCUGAGCAGCCUUUCUCACCCACAGGCUCCAACCCUGCUAACAAGGGUGCAGCAGAAGGCCGCCAGUUCCCCUCCAAACCUCUGAGGGAGAGCCAGAGUCGACUGCUCGCCAGCACCCCCUCCUGGACAGACAGUGACAGUGCAGCUGACAAAGAAAGGAAAGGUGCCAGCAACCAAGGGAUGACCAUUGAACACGAGGCAUAACCAGUUGGAGUCGGAACCUUCAAUUCAAGACAAGGUCUCUGCUGGACCCCUUCUGUGUUUGUGCCUAUCAGAACAGGACGUGCUUGUGACAUCGCCGGCAUUUGGUGUUUUCCAUAUUGCGCCACCUUCUUCUGAGAGGUUUAAACGGGAGAAACCAACACGUAUUAUCAUCAGUGUCCCGGUUACUGAAUUUAUCUGCUGCUAUCUGGACGCAUUUGGGUGGAUUCAAAUGAAAACUGCAUUCCAACAAUCCCAUUUUCUUUUGUUUCUGUAUGAAUAAGCACAGAGCAGCGUUAAAGGAAGAGAUGUUUUGCACUUUGAAUACUAGUAGCUUUUGUAUGUUACAGUUUUAUGUUAAUUUAAUAGCUUAGCACUAGGGUUGCAAAAUUCCGGGAAUAUUCAAAGCUGGAAACUUUCCAUGGGAAUUAACAGGAAUAUAUGGGAAUAUACAUGAAUUAACGGGAAUAAACAGGAAAUUGUGUGGGUAAUUUAUGCUAACUGUAUUAACCUUGGCAUAUACAGACAUAAAUAUAAACAUUUUGUUUUGUCUUAGGCUGAUUUGAGCCCUGAGGCAACUUUGGGCAUUUAACUAUAUACUUCUGCAUCUUUGUGUCAUUCUUAACAUUGGUCAUUGCACAGUAUUUGCAAAUGUACAGAGCCUUUCCUUCUACAUUGGCUGGGGUGAAAUGUCUCUACACAUGAGAGUGCACGUGGAAUUGUUCUGUAGAAUAAGAUGAGAAAAAAGCUUGUAAAAAAACACUAAAGCAAUGCCAGAAAUAUAAAUAGCUGGCCAAUUGAAAUCGUCUUUAAAAAUAUGUUCUAAUUGAUGGAUAAAUGAAUAGAAAGAGGCUAGAUGAACAGAUGAACAAUCCUCAAUCAGCAUGCUUAUAUAUUUCCCCCAGUAAUAUCAUCGAAACUUACCUGACUAGUCCUGCACACUACAGCAGGCCUCAAUAGCCCUGCUGUAGUGUGCAGGAUGCUGGGAAUUAUCUGUGCAUGUGAUGGAGAAAUGCACAGUGGAGGGUUGAAAUUCAACGUGCAGCGUGUGCUGCCUUCCAUACAUCUAAAAAAUAGAGCUUUGAAUGAUGUUUUUAUUGCUCAGCGUUUCAUUUAUGUAUUUUUUUUCUUCCAAAUUCCCAAAAUUCCCGAGCUUAAUAAUCCCAUGGAAAGUUUCUGGGGAGUUUCCGGAAAUUUACCGAAAAUUUUCCGCCCUUUUGCAACCCUACUUAGCACAUUAGUAAAUGCUUUUAUAAGUUUGCCAAACAUUUGCACAGUAAUUAUAGAGUAGUGAUGGUGUUGAUACAAUGUAAAAACAUUCCUUCAGUCUUUGUUUUUACGUUUUUUUGUAGAUUUAUUUUGCCACCUGACAUAUUGUGUUGUGGAAAUGAUGCAUGCUCUCAUCUUAGGAUGUCAACGCAAACCCUGUUUGUUGUAGUGAACAGUACGAGAUGCUUUCCCCGUUUUGCUUGAAAACAAAAAAAAGAAGUAAAGUCAUUAGUAAGUACACGUUUGAUUAAGGGCUCUUCUGAAUGAUUAAAGCAUGAGUGAGGAUGUGGCCAUCACAUUAAACCUCCACCCUGCCCCCUGUGGCGGACACUCGCUACACGUCAGCCUGCCGGAUGAAAAAAAGCUCCUGCCUGACUGUUGGGGGUUCUGUGGGGUCAGCUCACCGGCUGCCAGCGAAUAAGAAACCUCGGUGUGAUGGUGCUGCGGAUCUGUUCAAACGGAAAUGAGAAAAUACUUUACCAUCCUUAAAAAAAUACUUCAAUAGGUAACACAGAAAGGAAUGAAGUUUGUUCCGCUUUAAGUUAUACACACACAAUCGCACAUUUUAAUUUGAAUAAACCUAAUCAAUUUGUGUGUUACCAAUUGCAGUCAUUUUUUAAGUUGGUCCAACAUUUUUCCUUUUCCAGAGCGCCAUCAAAAAGCAGAUCGUUAUGGGUGUUUUUGUUACACACAACAUUGUGGAUGUACUUCAGAAAAAAACAAACAAGAAAAACCAGUUCCAGCCACUUUGAACAGUAUUUUCACCUUUUGACGAUUCUGUCUUUCCCCCAGCUGGAAACAAAAAAAAAAAACUGAACAUUAGUUUAAAGAAUGUGUGCUUGUUUAAAAAAAAGCUUCAUGGUGAUCGUUUAUAUUUUUCUAUUCUGUCUGUCUGACUCGAGACAACUUGGAUGUGUGAGGCGAUGUACUGUAAAGUUGUGAUGCCUUAUCGACAAUAAAACAAGCUCUUCUUCUCUA